ACCGUAAACAGAAAGCGGAAACAAUAGGGAACCACAAACACACACCCUUGUCUUGGCGAUAUACUCAGGGAAAUAAAAUACCUUUACCUUUUAAGCAAUACUAUUAAAUAGACAUCUAAGAAAAUACGAAGUCGACGAGUACUUAGGGGCAUUUUACUAAGUUGGUCACCAUGGCACUGAAAAGAAUACAGAAGGAGCUUCAUGACCUGCAGAGGGAUCCGCCAGCACAGUGCUCUGCUGGACCCGUGGGAGAGGACUUGUUCCAUUGGCAAGCAACAAUAAUGGGGCCAGGUGAUAGUCCAUACCAAAGUGGGGUCUUCUUUCUCACAAUCCACUUCCCCACCGACUAUCCCUUCAAGCCACCAAAGGUAGCAUUCACAACAAAGAUCUAUCAUCCAAACAUCAACAGUAACGGGAGCAUUUGCUUGGACAUUUUGCGAUCCCAGUGGUCUCCAGCAUUAACUGUAUCAAAAGUUCUGUUGUCCAUAUGUUCGUUGCUUUGUGACCCGAACCCGGACGACCCCUUAGUUCCAGACAUAGCACAGAUCUACAAACUAGACAAAGAGAAAUACAAUAGACUAGCAAGAGAUUGGACUCAGAAGUAUGCAAUGUAAAGGCCCUCCUGAAGAUGUUUUUUAAAGUCACAAAACACUGUACAUUCUGGUAAUAGAAAGUAAACUUAGGUGAUAUGGAACACAUUGUACUGUCAACAUUUAUCAUGUGAACCCAUGAACUAUAGAUGAUUUUGUGUUUACAGGGGGUAUACACUGCACAUAUGUACAUUAAGGGUGAUAGAUAUGGGGGACAACAACUGUACAUUGUUGUUAUCCCUACUUCCUGGUUUUGGGAACUUUUGUUUCUUGUCUCAUGAAUGGAAGAGGAAGUCAUUAGAAUAUUGUAGCCUGCUGUUCCAGUCAUCAGAAUAUUGUAGCCUGCUGUUCCAGUCAUCAGAAUAUUGUAGUCUGCUGUUCCAGUCAUCAGAAUACUGUAGCCUGCUGUUCCAGUCAUCAGAAUACUGGAGCCUGCUGUUCCAGUCAUCAGAAUACUGGAGCCUGCUGUUCCAGUCAUCAGAAUACUGGAGCCUGCUGUUCCAGUCAUCAGAAUACUGGAGCCUGCUGUUCCAGUCAUCAGAAUACUGUAGCCUGCUGUUAGUCAUCAGAAUACUGUAGCCUGCUGUUAGUCAUCAGAAUACUGUGGCCUACUGCUACAGUACAACAUACUCAUGGCUCUGCUGACUCACCCAUAAAGAGGGAAAUUGAGGAAUCAAACCAAUUUUACAGUUUUUUUUUUUAUUGUAUCAAACUAUUCUGGACCUACUUUAGUUGUUUUAGCAUUAAGUCAGAACUUGUAUCAUUAAAACAUUGAAAUACAUUCUCUGCCAUUAACAGUGAUUUAGGGGCUUCAGUUAUGGCUUAUGCUGUUUAGCACUUUUGUAUAAUUAAAGAAUGGUACACUUUUUA
Oncorhynchus mykiss (rainbow trout) is the source of this 1460-nucleotide messenger RNA. RefSeq names its product ubiquitin-conjugating enzyme E2D 1b (gene ube2d1b). The record is from RefSeq and is a predicted model, not a curated record. NCBI's taxonomy places the organism in Eukaryota, Metazoa, Chordata, Actinopteri, Salmoniformes, Salmonidae.